Messenger RNA from Cucumis sativus (cucumber), 2185 nucleotides. Its product is annotated as F-box only protein 6. The transcript has 2 exons. NCBI's taxonomy places the organism in Eukaryota, Viridiplantae, Streptophyta, Magnoliopsida, Cucurbitales, Cucurbitaceae. Gene Ontology annotation, molecular function: protein binding. Bases 772 to 1926 code for a protein of 384 amino acids. The record is from RefSeq and is a predicted model, not a curated record.
UUUUUUUUUUAUCUUCCUCCGAUCUCUCUCUUCUUUCUUUCUCUACUAUCGGUUUCCUAAAUGCGAUGUUUAGUUGCUUCUACUGACGUUUUUUAGUACGUAUUUUGUCGGAUGUGUUUUUCGCUUGUUUAAUUCGUGUGAUUUGGCUCUUGGCGUUUUUGCUUAUGUGUUGCUUUCUCGUUUUUUUUUGUUUGUUUGAUUGUGUUUUUCAGCUGUGAGCUGUGUUUACUGUAAGUUUUUUGUUAUUGUCUCUGUUGUGUAAUGUAAUUUUCGAUUUUGGUAAAAUUUUCAUUCUCUUCUUUUGAAUUUGAGUUUCGGAAGUGUUAUUGAGGAAUCGAGGAUCGCUUGUGAGUGUGGCGAGAUUGAAUUCGGAUUGGAAUUUCGUUUUCUUUAAUUUGGAGUUUGGAUUGUUUUAAUUUAGUGAUUUGAUUAUGGUAACUUUACGCGUUUUGUUGUAAUGUAUAAUAUGUGAUUGCAUAAUCCCUACUGUUUCCUUCAACGUCGCUGGUUUUGUUGAUAACCAACUCAUAUCGAGUGGAAGGGGGAGUGAUAACUUUGAAUUUGUUACGGGUAGCCACGUUUUAAGAAGAGGAGAAAAGGGAGAAAACUGAGCAGUGAAAGGCAGGGUCUCAAAAAAGUUGAAGGAAUCCAAGAAGUCAGAACUGUGCUGAAGGAAAAUCUAGAAGGUGGUGCUUCAAAGAUAUUGAUGACAACUCUACAGAUGAUUAUUACGGUCUUGUAUUGGUGGCUGGUAGAUCAGACAAUUGUAAGAUGACAGAAACUUGCAUGCUUCCACCUUUGAAAAAGCCAAGAAAGGAGCGGAACCGAGGAAAAUUGUUAGGAUCAGCAGCAACAACUGAGGUGAUGGAAGAAGAAAUCUGGAAAGAUUUCCCAGAAGACCUCUUUGAAGCUGUCAUUGCUCGACUUCCGAUAGCCACAUUCUUCCGGUUUCGUGCUGUUUGCCAGAAAUGGAACUCACUGCUAAACUCCGAAAGUUUCUCUUUUUACUGUGCUCAAGUCCCACAAACCAUCCCUUGGUUCUACACCAUUACUCACGACAUGGUUAGUUCAGGAGCCAUAUAUGAUCCUUCUCUGAAGAAAUGGCACCAUCCAUCCAUUUCAUCUCAGCCUAUUAAAUCACUUGUCCUUCCGGUUGCUUCUGCUGGAGGCCUUGUAUGCUUGCUUGAUUUCAGUCAUAGGAACUUCUAUGUAUGCAAUCCUUUAACUCAAUCUCUUAAAGAGUUGCCAGCUAGAUCGGUUGAAGUGUGGUCUCGCGUUGCAGUAGGGAUGACUCUUAAUGGGAGUUCGACAAGUUGGGGCUACAAUAUCUUAUGUCUGGGCUGUGAUGGAGAGUAUGAGAUUUACGACUCUGUCAAAAACUCAUGGAUCCACCCCGGUAGCAUGCCCUCAAGUAUUAAGCUUCCAUUAUCCCUGAAUUUCCGCUCACAAGCUGUCUCCAUUGACAGCACACUUUACUUCAUGCGUUCGGACCCCGAAGGGAUUGUGUCCUUCAACAUGGUCACUGGGGUUUGGAAGCAGUUCAUAGUUCCCACCCCGCUACAUCUGACAGACCAUACGCUAGCAGAGUACGGAGGUCGGAUCAUGCUCGUGGGGUUGUUGACAAAAAACGCAGCCACAUGCGUGUGCAUAUGGGAGCUGCAGAAGAUGACUCUCUUAUGGAAGGAGGUUGACAGAAUGCCAAACAUAUGGUGCUUGGAGUUUUAUGGAAAGCACGUUAGUAUGAAUUGCUUGGGAAACAAGGGGUUGCUCAUGCUAUCCUUGAGAUCGAGGCAAACAAACAGAUUGGUUACAUACGACCUGACGAGCAAGGAAUGGUCAAAAGUUCCCGGGGUGCCUCGUGGGAGGAAGCGACAAUGGAUAACUUCAGGCACUGCAUUUUACCCAUGCCCGACUGCAGUCGCUUGACUUAGCUGACACGUUCCGGGUGACCAACUUCUCUCAUUGGGCAAAGCUUGUUAACUUGUAAGCUUUAUUUUGUUCCACGCAACCCUUUUUUUGGUGCUGAUUUUUCCUAUCUUCUUCUAGUUUUCCCUUUUUGUAUUUCAUCAGUUAAUUUAGAUUUUCCCCAAACUAGACUUUUGUGAUUCUGGUGUAAAAACCUAUUGUACAAAACAACUUGAAAUGUCAAAAAGACAAAUUUAAAAUUUUCCUCUUUUUUUCUCUU